GGGCCCUGCGAGCCCUUAAAGGAGAGCGGCCGUCCUCCUCCCCCGGCGGGGAAGGCGGAAGAGCGAAGCAGGAGCAGCAGCGGCGGCGGCAACAACAACAACAACAACCGCCCCCGGCCGUGCCUGGCUCCGCUGCGGGUUUAUAUGCACCUGGGAGCAUUACUGCUCGCCCUGGAGAAGAAAGAGAAGGGGCAGCAGCGUGACCGCGGCUCACCUUCCCCGGCCAUGUGCUCGGUAAGCGAGGGUAGCAGUACGGACCCCUUGGUGGCCCGCUUCAAACAGGUGGAGGAGACGCUGGAGAAGCUGCACCGGGAAAACAGGAGCCUGAAGAAUAAAGUGCCUCGGUACAACGCGCUCUGCACCUUGUACCACGAGUCCGCUCAGCAACUGAAGCACCUCCAGCUGCAGCUGGCUGCCAAGGAGGCGACCAUCCGGGAGCUGCGGAGCAGCCUGGCCCGGCGGCAGCAGCAGCAGCCGCAGCCGGCGGCGGGCGGCGAGGCGGAGGCGGCGGGCGCGGAGCCGGCCCGCUCGCUGGUGGAGAGCCUGCUGGAGCAGCUGGGCCAGGCCAGGGAGCAGCUCAGGGACAGCGAGCGACUCUCGGCGCGACGAGUGGAAGCUCUGAGCCAGGAAGUACAGAAGUUGAAUCAGCAGCUAGAGGAGAAAAACGGAGAGAUACAGCAGAUGAUAAAUCAGCCUCCAUAUGAAAAGGAGAGAGAAAUCUUACGACUUCAGAAGAGCUUGGCAGAGAGAGAGAAGGCUCAGGCCACCAGCGAUGUUUUGUGCCGUUCACUCACUGAUGAAACUCAUCAACUUCAACGCAAAUUAGCAUCCACAGCAGAAAUGUGUCAACAUCUGGCAAAAUGUCUAGAAGAGAAGCAAAGAAAAGAGAAGGGGAAUUCAGAUGACCAGAUACCUACCGAAAGAUCUAAUCAGCUUUUAGACAAUGAAACUUCACUUCAAGCUCUUAUCUGCAACCUACAAGAUGAAAACAGGAUGUUAAAACAAAAAGUAGCUCACGUGGAAGACUUAAAUGCAAAAUGGCAGAAAUACGAUGCGAGUAGGGAUGAGUAUGUGAAGCGACUCCACUUGCAGCUAAAAGAGAUGAAGUCUCAACUGGAGCAGCAGCAUGGUGUAACUUCAGCACAAACGAAUUCUGACCUGAUGCACAAGGAGAUAUUCCGGUUAAACAAGCUACUGGAGGAAAAAAUGAAUGAAUGCAUAAAAACAAAGAGAGAAUUAGAAGAUGUGAAGAAGGCUAGUGAAGGAGAUAAUGAGCGCAUACAAAUGCUGGAGCAACAGGUCCUAGUUUAUAAAGAUGAUUUCACAUCUGAGAGAUCAGACAGAGAACGAGCACAGAGUAAAAUACAAGAGCUUCAGGCAGAAGUUGCAUGUCUGCAACACCAGCUAGCAAGAAGACAGGACUCAAGAGACACAAGUAGUCAUUUCAGAGUUCACAUUGGUAACCAAAAUCAUAUGUACGUACAGACGAACGUUGAACAUCUACGAGGCAAUAGCCAGGCCAAACAGGCUUGAGAAGAACAUCUUCACAGUCUGAACAAGCUUCUCCUCCUGCCAACAAUGGAAACUCAGGAUCCGAGGGCAGGGCACAGGGUGAACUUAGAUGCCCUCAUUGUAUGAGGUUUUUCAGUGAUGAACUCAGUGAUGAAUUCCUCAAGCAUGUUGCUGAAUGUUGUCAGUGACCACGUGACGUGAAGCAUGUAAGUUGAUCACUACUUUAUAGACAGUAAAACUCUUAGGAAUUAGGAGGAUGAACAAUAUCUACCUCUUAUUUGAUUUCACCUUCUCUUGGACUGUAUGAAAGACUUCAAGAUAAAGCAAAGUGUUUUUAUGAAGAACUAUUUUUAACAACUGUGAGGAAGGCAAGAAUAAUGCAAAUUCUACUACAAACUAAACUGAAACUUACAGUGGUAGUUAGCUUCAGAGUGCAGCUUGACUUGUGUUUGAGUCUAAUUCUUCACAGCAGUCUGAAGUCUUGUGAAAAAAAUUACUGAACCUGAAAUUUUCCUCCUCUUCCAAAAACGUAGGCUGAAGAACGGGGGAGAAGCAUUUUGGCAGAAGAUAG
Haliaeetus leucocephalus (bald eagle) is the source of this 2083-nucleotide messenger RNA. It is a transcript of the gene TNIP2, whose product is annotated as TNFAIP3 interacting protein 2. Gene Ontology annotation, biological process: cellular response to lipopolysaccharide; regulation of transcription by RNA polymerase II. NCBI's taxonomy places the organism in Eukaryota, Metazoa, Chordata, Aves, Accipitriformes, Accipitridae. The record is from RefSeq and is a predicted model, not a curated record.